AUGCCUUCACUAAUCUUGCUCCUCUUCUCAGCCUCUCUCGCCUUACAUCUUCUCUGGACUUUCUACAAGUCCCUUCACAAGUUCUUUUGGAUUCCAUGGAGAAUCCAACGUGUGAUGCGUUCGCAAGGAAUUGUAGGACAACCUUACAGUUUCCCGCAUGGGAACACCAAGCAAAUCGUCGAAAUGAGAAGUCGAUCCAUGGAAAGACCAAUUGAGAUUUCCCAUGAUAUCUUCCCAAGAGUUCAGCCUCAUGUCUACCAAUGGACAAAGAUUUAUGGGAAGAACUUUCUGAACUGGCAUGGUCCACAAGCACAACUGUUUGUUUCAGAGCCAGAGCUUAUCAAGGAAAUACUGAACAACAAAGAGGGCGCAUACCCAAAAAUGAAAUUAGAAGGCUUUGCAAAGAAGCUCAUGGGGCAAUCCAUGGUAACCAAUGAAGGCGAAAAGUGGGCGAAGAUAAGGAAACUAGCCAACCACACUUUUCAUGCAGAAAGCUUAAAGGGUAUGGUCCCGGAAAUAAUCCUAAGUGUUGAUGCCAUGUUAGAAAAAUGGAAAAAGUUUGAUGGGAAGGAUGUCGAUGUUUAUAAGGAAUUUGGGCUUUUAACAACCGAAGUCAUCUCCAGGACAGCUUUUGGGAGCUGCUUCAUGGAGGGGAAACAUAUUUUUGAGAUGGCAUCCAAGCUUACCUCUAUUACUGUAAAAAAUCUUUAUAAUGUCAGAUUUCCCUUAAUAAGUAAAAUAGUAAAGACAGCUGAUGAGUUAGAAGCAGGAAAACUUGAGAGGAAUAUUAAAAGCUCUGUUUUAGAGCUUGUAAAGAAAAGAGAGGCAACCAUGGUUGGAAAAUCUUCCUUUGGCGAUGACUAUCUCGGCCAACUUAUAAACGUUUAUCAUGAUCCGAGUAAUGGAAUCAUGAUAGACCAAAUAAUCGAUGAAAUCAGGACGAUAUAUGGAGCCGGGCAUUUGACAACCACAAACUUGCUUGCAUGGACUAUAUUUCUUCUAUCAAUAAAUAUUGAUUGGCAAGAGAAAGCAAGGAAUGAGGUUAUUGAGUUGUUCGGCAAUGACAAACCUAGUUCGGAUGGUAUCACGCGACUAAGAAACAUGAAUAUGAUCAUCAAUGAAGUUUUGAGACUAUACCCUCCUGUAAUGACCGUGACAAGGGGAAUCCAAAGGGAAAUGAAGUUAGGGAAUGUCACACUACCACCAAAUAUGAACAUCUUUAUACCUAUUUUGGCAUUGCAUCAUAGCCCUGAAAUAUGGGGUAAAGAUGUUCAUCUUUUCAAGCCGGAGAGAUUCGGCCAAGGGGUGGCAAAAGCCACAAACAACAUGCCUGCAGCAUUUCUCCCGUUUGGAAUGGGUCCUCGUUCAUGUGUAGGCCUCAACUUUACAACAAACGAGACGAAAAUAACACUCUCAAUGAUCUUGCAACGCUACAAGUUUAUUAUUUCUCCGAAUUAUGUUCAUGACCCGGCUGAAAUCUUCCUUGUCACUCCCAAACAUGGAGUUCAAGUAAUCUUGCAGCCAAUGUAG
Messenger RNA from Impatiens glandulifera, 1530 nucleotides. RefSeq names its product cytochrome P450 CYP749A22-like. Lineage: Eukaryota; Viridiplantae; Streptophyta; Magnoliopsida; Ericales; Balsaminaceae. The transcript has 5 exons. Gene Ontology annotation, molecular function: heme binding; oxidoreductase activity, acting on paired donors, with incorporation or reduction of molecular oxygen; monooxygenase activity. The record is from RefSeq and is a predicted model, not a curated record. Bases 1 to 1530 code for a protein of 509 amino acids.